CAGAACAGAAAUGCUCUAUGUACUAGCAAAUGAUGCUGCUUGAACAGGGACGAUGGAGGAGUGUGACGGCUGUGAUGUUCGACAAACUCAAAAUGUGAUGACGGAUCGAAAAGAGCUAGGCCAAAAGUCAGAAUCCAAUAAUAAUAAUGGACAUGGAAUAGAACUGCGGACGGCAUGCAAUAAUACUUGUAAGUGCAGGCGGCCUGCAGGGGCAGACAGCCCAGCAGGUGCAACAGAGAGCAGCGUGGCAGCCUUUUUGAUAUCGGCAGCCUGAUAAUGAUUUGGCAAAACAGCAGUGGAGCAGUUCUCGCGCUGCAGUAACGUCCCAGGGAGCACUAGAUCAUCAUCGUCGUCGACUCGUCGUCCAAAGCAUGGCAUGUACUCGGUACGACGGUGACCCUCGUCUCCGCAAUUUCCCAGCACGAAGCAGAGAGGGCUGGCCGUGGAAGGCAGAUGCGCGCUCGUCACAGCACGUCUGCAGUCGUGACAAACGUGACUUUAUUAUUAUUGUUGUCGACAAGAAAGGAGCUGGGGACAACAUGGAGUCGUGUUUUUUGGUUGACGGCUCGCUAAGGCGGUGGUCCCAUUGGCUGGAUCGUCCCGGGAUCAGCCGCUGGUUGCACGCACACAUUCCCCGAGAUGCCAGGACGCGGCAGGAGCACGGCGGGAAAGGGGAAUUGGGCGAGCGUUUCCGUGUCUCUUCUCUUCGCCGAUGCCAGAUUCACAAAAAUAUACGUCUGUACCUUGAUUGUGCGAGUCUUUCCAACUUUUGUGUUCCCGACGACGUAGGACAGGCACCUUGCCUCGCCGACACAGGGCUUGUGCAGCAUCACACAGGAUCCAGCCGUCUGUCUCUGCCAGGGCCGUUCCACGUUGUCAAGACGCCAUACCGGGACCCGGACAGCGGGCGGCAGCAGCAGCAGUGCCAGCAGCAGGAGCCUUUCUCUUCCCCAGUAGCCGCCGGGUGCGUGCGGUGGGAGACGGAAAUGCAAGAUGCAAAAGAGGAGGUGGGUUGGUUUCCUGACCUCGGGAAGUUCCUCUGCGUCAUUGCACUGACUUGGCCUUGUGGGUCUCCGAUGCGGCAUGGCGCGGCGUUCCUGGGUGCAGUGCGAGCAGAGCGCGCCCAGGCGAGCGGGAGGCGUCCCCAGCAUCUCAUCGAGUGGGAUCGUCCUGAAGCAAGCCUUUCAUCCCCAGUUCCCAGUCACGCCCCCAGGCCGCGCGACACCACAGAGACGCACCUGGGCAGUGGGCAGCUCCGCCCAAACCAGGCCGCCGGGAUGCCAUUGCAGUUGGGUUGGACGGGGCCAGGAAUAAACAAAGAUCAUGGGAGCAUCCGCAAAAGCGAUCAUUCACCAUCUACCGGUAUGUACCACAAAGUUUCCCUCAUCUCGCCGAAAUCACCCUCAGAAGAAAUCGUGUCAUUUUCUUCUCCUCUCAUGAUACGAUGCAUCUGCCGACUCCCUCACGACUCGUACCUGGCCGGGACACGGCGGGGCGCCGGCAUCGGAUGCGGAGUGGGUACGAAUUUUAUUGAUCUGAUACCUACACCGUAGGUAGGUACAGUGCCAGAAAGGACCGAUACAAGGCCAGAUUCGCCCGUUUGCAGGUCGCUGUGGAACUGCACAGUGUGGUAGGGUCUACCCGACUAUCAAGAAUU
Molecule: messenger RNA, 1657 nt
Organism: Westerdykella ornata
Lineage: Eukaryota; Fungi; Ascomycota; Dothideomycetes; Pleosporales; Sporormiaceae
Exons: 1
Coding region: 372-1553 (393 amino acids)
Source: RefSeq, a predicted model, not a curated record